GUUAGUGAGUAAAGACGAAGAAGCUGUUUUGAACCUUGAGUAAGAAAAGGACGUAGCAACCCUCUUUGGAAUUGCCGGACCACUUCUUCGUUGACUUCUUGCAUGGUUCGGGAAAUCGCAAAACCCUCACAGUUCUCAAUCACCUUCAUAGCCUUUCCACAAUCUUAACACCCACACACACCUUUUCUCUCUCAAUCAAUGCUUCAAUUCAAGCUGCAAUCCACUUCCGUCUAUCAUUCUUUUCCCAUAAUUGGCCAUCUCAGAUUCUUUUCACUCUUUUCCUUCACUUUCUAACUCUUUUUUCUUCGGGCAGAAAUUCAAGUCAGAGAUACCAACCUAAUUCUCAGACCCAGUGUAGGAUUGUCUUUUGGGUGCUGGAUCUUGCUACAUUCGGGGCAUUUUCUUUUCUUACAUAUCAAAGCCUGGAUCUAAUUGAGCACUUGAAACACUGCAAUUGUUGGGGUUUGAGACAGUUGGUGAUUGAUUGUGAUCCUAUUGUAUUUACCCUUCUAAUUUUGGAAGUUAGGUUUAAUCUUUGUUAGGACUAAAAUUGGCUAUGAUGGGGGGUCAAUCCAGUAAGAUACCUAGCAGUAGUGAUGUUCCAACACCCAUCAAAAUGGGUACCCAUUCUCUGUAUGCGGCUGAUUUGAGUUCUUAUGAGGCGGCAUGUGUUGAAGAUCCAAACUUGCAAUCCUUAGAUGCUACAAUUCAGGAGCGCACCAACAGGGUGAUCACCUCGCUUGCCCAAGGGAUUGAGGUUCAUUCCAUAUCGAUUGAGUCACUAGGGGAAGUGACUGGUAGUUUGCUUGAAAUGAAUCAGGAUGUUGCCAAAGUCAUUCUAGAGUGUAAGCAAGAUAUAUGGAACAAGAAGGACAGGGAGCUCUUCUCCUUGGUGGAGGACUUCUUUGAAAAUAGCCUCCAGACAUUGGAAUUCUGCAAUGCUCUUGAUAAAUGCUUGAAUCGAGCACGCGAAAGGCAUGUUAUAGUUAAGUCUGCAAUUACCUGUUUUGAGGAAGAGGUGCAAAAUGGGGUUGAAGGGUCCACUUAUUUGAAGACAUUGCAAGAGCUUAAGGGUUUCAAGGAAGCCGGGGACCCCUUCACCGAAGAGUUUUAUUCCUUGUUUCAGUCAGUUUAUCAACAGCAGGCAUCAAUGCUGAAGAAAUUGCAAAUCAGAAAGCAAAAGCUUGAUAAGAAACUGAAGUCCCUGAAGACAUUGAAGAGGGUGUCAAAUGCCAUUUUCGUGGCUGCUUUUGUGUCUGUUUUGAUUUUCUCGGUGGUGGCAGCUGCAAUUGCUGCACCACCUGUUGUAACUGCUUUGGCUGGUGCAUUGGCUGUUCCUAUAGGCUCAGUGGGGAAAUGGUGUAACUCUCUUUUUAAGCGAUAUGAGACAGCUUUAAAGGGCCAAAGAGAAUUAAUCAUUUCGAUGCAGGUUGGCACUUACAUUACAUUGGUGGACUUGAAGCACAUUCAGGUGCGCAUUGACCAAUUGGAAAUAAACAUAGAGUCCAUGUUGCAGAGUUCUGAUUUUGCUCUUAGAAAUGAGGAUGCUGUAAAGUUUGCGAUUGAUGAGAUUAAGAAGAAUAUAGACACUUUUGCAGAGACCAUUGAGGCUUUGAGUAAGCAAGCUGAUGAAUGUAGUCGGCAGAUAAGGAGAGCAAGGACAAUGGUUGUGAAAAAGAUUAUUAAUUACACAAACACUAGCUGAAAAUCCUUCGAUGCAAUUGAACAUCCUCUGUGAGUGUGGACAACAAUAAUGGAAUCAUGAGAAACGCAAUCAAAGGGGGAAUAUGUCUAGGACAUUAAUAGAAAAAUAUAUAUGCAGUUAAAGCACCCUAACUCCUUCAAGUUGGGAGUCCGGUUUGUGAUAGUAAAUUCCUUCUUUAUUGGUUUGCUGCAUGUGAGAAACUUUUCUAUGCUUGCAUUGAUAGGAUCCUGAUGUUUGAGGCAUCCACUGACGACAAUAGUUGCUGCACCUUAUAGGAAUCUGAUGACAUUUUCUAAGCAUUGUUGGAUUUGAAGUUGUAAUUUUUCGAUUGGCAGAUUCGGAUAUAUUUGCAUGGAAAUUAGUGAGUUGAUGAUUCUUUUCCGCCUAGCAGUCAACUAAUAUUCAAUGUA
Molecule: messenger RNA, 2115 nt
Organism: Glycine soja
Lineage: Eukaryota; Viridiplantae; Streptophyta; Magnoliopsida; Fabales; Fabaceae
Product: UPF0496 protein At2g18630-like
Exons: 3
Coding region: 557-1705 (382 amino acids)
Source: RefSeq, a predicted model, not a curated record